UUCAAAUCUUAGUUGGUAUAAUUAGUCUACAAUGAACUUCAUCAGCAUAACACUUUUAGUUGUUUUCGCAAUAUCGGUUGUUGUUGCUCAUGAGUACAAAGAAGUUCAACUUGAACCUAAUGGCAAGCCAUUUCCUGGUCUAAAAAGAGGAUCUCGAAGUGAAGUUAUACCUAGCGCAGGUUCUAAUAUUGAAGGCCGUAUAGUUCACGGACAAUAUGCCUCGGCAGAACAGUUCCCAUAUCAUGUUGGUGUGAUGUCUGGAUACGGAAGUAAUUCUUAUAGCUGGUGUGGAGGAACCCUUAUUGGAAAUGAAUGGAUAAUUACCGCAGCUCAUUGUACUUCUGGAGCUCAAACAAUCGAAGUAAGAUUGGGAAGUAUUAACAGUGAAACACCCCUAAGAAUUUCUUGGGGAUAUCAAAAUCACAUUCACCGUGACUAUGCUACACAACAUGGUGAUAUAGCAUUGGUUAAGAUCCAAUGGGUUGAUUUUAAUGUUAACAUGGCACCAGCAGCUUUGCCACCUUUAAAUGGUCAACACUCGCUCUAUGUAAAUGACAAUGUUGUUGCUACAGGAUGGGGAGCUACCGAUAAUAAUGGCGGUAAAGGAAAUCAUCUUAAAUACAUUGUGACGAAAGUUAUAGAACCUCAAGAAUGUGCAAAUGUUUAUGGAUCUUUUGCUGGGGACCCUCAAAUAAUUUGCACCCGAACACAGGGCGGAACAUGUUCUGGUGACUCGGGAGGUCCAUUGGUUUUAGAAAACACUCGACUAUUGGUAGGUGUUACUACAUUUGUGGCAGCUGGCGCUUGUGGUGCAGGUUUUCCCGAUGGGUUUUCAAGGGUAACUUAUUAUUUGGGUUGGAUUAAGGAUAUUUCUGGCAUAUCUUGGUAAAAAGAACUUGAAAAUAACAUGUAUUGACAAAUAUAAAACAAAUAAAUAAUAAUUUUUGGCAAUGAAAAUAGAUGUUUAAUUUUUGUUCACUAUGAACUCUUAUCAUUUAAUUAAAACACGUUUCCAGUCUUGGAUCCGAAGAUAUCUGAUUCCGAAUUUAUAAGAAAUACAAAAAAAAUAUUUCAAAAUGCAUUUUUUUAGCAAGGAGUUAACCUUGGUUUUUUUUUCGAAAAUCAAAAAAAAAAUAUCUGCUCAGGACAUGGGUUCGAAAAUAUCUGCUCCGAAUAAGAAAUAAAAACCUUUGAAUUUCAAAUAACUCUGCGACUAGACCUUAAAGAAACUUUUUGCAUUCAUUCAUUAAUAGAGCUUGAAAA
This is a messenger RNA of Episyrphus balteatus (marmalade hoverfly), 1263 nucleotides long. Its product is annotated as serine protease 3-like. Lineage: Eukaryota; Metazoa; Arthropoda; Insecta; Diptera; Syrphidae. The transcript is spliced from 3 exons. Bases 32 to 889 code for a protein of 285 amino acids. Gene Ontology annotation, molecular function: serine-type endopeptidase activity. The record is from RefSeq and is a predicted model, not a curated record. Gene Ontology annotation, biological process: proteolysis.